AUGGCAGCCCCCACGACAAAACAACUUUCCAAGCAUUUGUUGGAGCUCCAAUGUCCCAAAAUUCGCUACGAGCAGCGGAGGCAUUUCAGCCACUCGGAGUCUUCGGAAGCCUUUUCACUUCGAAAUCGUCUCUUUCGUCGUCAAUCUUCGUCGUGUUCCUUUUCAACUGUCAAUAACUCUGCGCCAUCUGCAUUUCCAACAAGACAUAAAAGUUACUAUGAGGAGCUUGAAGUCUCGACUGACGCUUCAAAAGUUGAAAUUCGUCGAGCGUUUCUUCGAUUAGCAAAACUUCACCAUCCAGACACGGCGAUGGAAUCGGAUCGUGGCAAAUUUCAGAAGCUUCAGGUCGCGUACGACGUUCUCUCGGAUGACGUCAAGAGGCGGGAGUAUGAUUGGAAGUCCCGUGGGAUAUGGAGACACAGUCCAUCUGGGAACGACCCAUUGCAUCCUGAUAGUGAAUUCCAGCAACAACGACAAGAGUUUUGGCGACAUUGGGAAGAGCGAAAAAAAGAAGGAUCAGAGGGCUCCCGCAUUCAUGAGACGACUUCCCGUUAUAGUGAACAAGAGUUGGCAGAUAUGGAAGCAGCCGAACGCGCCCGGCAUUUAGAGUAUCAACAGCGAACGAUUCAACGCUUGCGAGAAAUUGGAAAAAAGAGAGAAGCUUCCAGGAGAGAGGCAUAUCAAGCCGCACGGUCACGCUAUGCAGAAAACAUCGAAAUCAGAGAUGACGACUUCGGCGGGGGUCCACCACAUCCAAUUCUCCACCGGCUUUUUGCUCAAUUAAGGCGUCAUUUUGGAUCAUUGUGGACAAAAGACAGAUUUGUAACGACAUGA
Condylostylus longicornis is the source of this 834-nucleotide messenger RNA. RefSeq names its product J domain-containing protein DDB_G0295729-like. The record is from RefSeq and is a predicted model, not a curated record. NCBI's taxonomy places the organism in Eukaryota, Metazoa, Arthropoda, Insecta, Diptera, Dolichopodidae. Bases 1 to 834 code for a protein of 277 amino acids. The transcript is spliced from 4 exons.